Magnolia sinica is the source of this 1322-nucleotide messenger RNA. RefSeq lists its product as uncharacterized. Bases 122 to 1243 code for a protein of 373 amino acids. The record is from RefSeq and is a predicted model, not a curated record. NCBI's taxonomy places the organism in Eukaryota, Viridiplantae, Streptophyta, Magnoliopsida, Magnoliales, Magnoliaceae. The transcript has 3 exons.
GUCUCCUCUCUCCAAACUCUUCCAUUCCUUCACAGAGAGAGAUGAUAUUCCCACCCCCUCUUUUGAUAGAUAUAAACAGGUAUUCUUCGUGGAGUGAGACACAGAAAGAGAGAUAGAGAGAAUGGAGAACAUGCUGCGGUCGUCAUCAUCUCGCCGUGAAACCAUGCCGGAAAACCACCAAUCGAAGAAGAUCGGCUGCAUGUCCGGCAUCUUCCGCCUCCUCCAAAACCACCACGACAACUCACGGAAGCGUCUGACGUCAGCAGGAAAGAAGGACAAAAGCGUCAUUUCUCCGAAGAAACCUAAACCUCCGAUGGUAACUCCCAGCGACAGGAAGGAGACGAAGCCCUACAGCCCGCCGGAAAAACCUUUCACCGACGGACAUCUCCGGCGGCUCUCGUGCGACGUGCCGCGAAGUCCAACGCUGCCACCGGAGAUCCGCCGGUCGAAUUCCGUCAACUCGCCGGGGAAUUUCCGCCGGCCGCCCGCGCUGGUGGCGCGCCUGAUGGGUUUGGAGGAGGUUCCGGCGGCUUCGUGGCCGGAAUCCGCUGCGGAGAAGCGGCGGAAGCUGCUGGGAGCUCUGGACAAGUGCGACCAGGAUUUGAAGUCGCUGAAGAAGAUCAUCGAGGCCGUACAGGCGUCGCAGGACCGCCGGAGAUCUCCGCCGAAGCCGGUGGCGCUGAAUCGGCUGAGAUCGGGUGGAGAAUCGGUGGCGGCGGCCCGGAUCCGGGGUCUGGAAGCGCGGGGAUGCGGUUUGAGGAAAUUGGACGGUGGAGAUUUGACGACGGUAGAGAAGCGAUGUUCGGAGUUUAACGGAGAGCAGCCGAGUCCGGUUUCCGUUCUCGAGGAGAUCUAUUCGCCUUUUAAAAAAGGGUCCGAUAGAUCGGACAAAGGAAGCCAAUGUAAGAAGCUAAAAGACGACGAUCUCAAUAGUUCAUUCUUCCACAGGAUGAUCGAACCAUUGCGGCGUCCAUCAGGCCAGAAAGGAGAUGGCCCAUUCAAGUAUUUGAGUUUGAUGGUGAAGCAUCGAACGUCGUUUCGAGGUAGCAAAGCCAUGAUUGAAAGUGUAAAUGAGGUGUGGAUGGAAGGGAUUUUGGAAGAAAGAUGGGAAUUGGGGAGAGUAGGAAUAGUUUUAGAAAGUGAUAUAUUUGGAGAAUUGAUUGAAGAGAUUGUGAGAGAGUUGGGGUUUUAUCAAGAGUCUUCACUUCCCUUUGAAGUAUGUAGGAAAAGGCUUUGUUUUUAGUAUCAUUUGAUAGGGAAGUUUGAAUUGUGAGAAAUGAGAAAACUUACAUUGUUUGAUGUAACUAAAUUGAGUUUUCUGA